GAGCCACAAUUCUGAAGUUUGUGCUCUUCGUCUCAAACGACCCUAUAACGCCUCAAAAAUGCUGCACAUUUGUCGAUGACAUGAUCGUCCUGCAUAUUCUUAUUUCCCGUACCCUUUUCACUUUCUCAAUCCAGGAUUCUGCACAGCAAAAGUACAACAUCAGUGGAGCAAAACAUUUUCCGGACCUUUCGGGACGUUAGUGUAGGUCAGUUUCACUGAGCUCGUUCGCCUAUCUGAUUACUUGGCAACAUAUUGUUGGCGUGAUGGGAUCUAUCCAUUUACCCGAGCUGAUCAACGCAAACGCACUCACCCGGAGGCGCACCACAUGUGUAGUUGUUGAGCUAAAUGGGACUCUGAAUUCUUGAGGCGUUACAAGGCUUGGAGGAUGGACUCAUAUAAGAGACCGGCCAAGUCUUGGUCCAUCCAGCAGUUUCACAACUACGUCGUAAAUCACUCUCCAAAUUCUACAAACUUCUUGAUGAUGGCUUCGCCUCAGGUGCUUAUUGUCGGUGCUGGCCCCGUGGGUCUCGUUGCUGCGUUGGCACUUCUGCGUAACGGUCUCUCUGUGCGAGUCAUUGAGAAAGCAAGUGCUCCUCACAUUGGCCAACGUGGGUCAGGCAAUUUCCCACGCACUCUAGAAGUGUAUCAUUUUCUCGGCGUACCAGAAAUUGACAGAGAAGCCAUAGCGGUCCCACUCAUACACACGCACGCCGCUGGUAGUCUAGAAGUUUUGAAAGAACUUCCGAUGACCCCGCGCUACGAGCCGACGCCAGCCAUCCCUUUCAUCAGCCCGAAGGUCAUUGGGCAGAACAACGUAGAACGUAUCCUGAGCUCUCACAUACAGAAACUGGGCUGCACUGUUGAGUACGGGGCGGAGCUCCGGUCUUUUGAACAAGACGAAGAGGGUGUAGUCGCGCAAAUCGUGAUCAGAGACGGCGACAAAGAGACAACCAGCACGAUCAGGUCUCAGUUCCUCAUUGGCGCUGACGGAGCCCGAGGUGUUGUUCGCAAGCAGCUUGGUUUGACCUUCCUUGGUGAGACUCGUGACACUAUUAGAGUCGUCACUGGCGACAUUCGCUUCAAGUGUUCUGGCUUAUCGAGAACUUGUUUUGAAAUCUUCAACUACGACGCGGGAGACGUCGUUAUUCUCCGUCCCACUGACGAGAUCAAGGGUGGAGACGGCUGGCAGCUCAUUACUUUGGGAGCUAGAUUUGGUGUUGAUACCUUACUAUCUGAUAAGGAGGCAUUAUAUUCCGCUAUCAGAGAAACACUCAAUUCCCCCGUUGAUUUCUUGGAGCUGGUUUGGAUUUCCGAGUUUCGACCCAAUAUUCGGAUGGUCGACCAUUUUGGACAAGGAAGGGUCUUUGUUGCUGGAGAUGCCGCUCACGUACAUCCCCCUACUGGCGGACAAGGUCUCAACUCUGGAGUUCAAGACGCCUUCAAUCUCGCGUGGAAAAUUGCCCUCGUGGCAAAAGGCAUCUCCCCACUUUCUUUCCUUGACAGCUACACGGCCGAACGUCUGCCAGUCAUUGCUCAGAUGUUAAACAUCACUACAACACUCCUAGAUAAGACCUUUGGCCCAAAGCGUGGAACGAUUGAGAGUGCCAUGGAACGCGGUAGAAUCUUAUUCAUGCUCGGGGUGAACUACCGCACAAGUCCCAUCGUGCUCGAUGAGUUCUCUGCCGGGAUACCACCCGUACCCGCAUAUCAACUCGAUAGAAGCGACGAAUUGGUCGCUGGCGACAGAGCACCCGAUGCGCCUGGUCUUGUCGAGGGAAGUGCGACGGUCAGGCUGUUCGACAUCUUCAAACCCACUCAUCAUACCGCAUUGGUGUUCGCCCCUGACGUCCAGGUCGCAGCCGAGAUGAUCGUGAAGUCAUUCGAGACCUAUUCUGCGUUUGCUCGCCCUGUGGUUAUUCUGCCCGCGUCGGCCAGCUCGGGUUCUCCGAUCCCAUCCGCAAGGGUCGUCAUCGACAAAGAAAACUACGGCCGUACUCACUAUCUCAUCAAGGACGAGCCCAGAAUCAUCAUUGUGCGACCAGAUGGUGUGGUGGGCGCAAUCGUGGCAGGACCGUUGGGUGUUCACAAAUACUUUGGCUUGAUCCAGGGCCACUAGAAUUGAUGACGUCGCUCGCUUACUUCUUGCCGGUGUGUAUGUAGUCUAGUUUAUACCAUC
Coniophora puteana RWD-64-598 SS2 is the source of this 2176-nucleotide messenger RNA. RefSeq lists its product as uncharacterized. The transcript has 11 exons. The record is from RefSeq and is a predicted model, not a curated record. Lineage: Eukaryota; Fungi; Basidiomycota; Agaricomycetes; Boletales; Coniophoraceae. Gene Ontology annotation, molecular function: FAD binding. Bases 386 to 2116 code for a protein of 576 amino acids.